This is a messenger RNA of Sitodiplosis mosellana (orange wheat blossom midge), 5733 nucleotides long. RefSeq lists its product as uncharacterized. The record is from RefSeq and is a predicted model, not a curated record. Bases 255 to 5351 code for a protein of 1698 amino acids. NCBI's taxonomy places the organism in Eukaryota, Metazoa, Arthropoda, Insecta, Diptera, Cecidomyiidae. The transcript has 3 exons.
AAUGUAUGAUCAUUGUACACACACAAGUUGAACUUUGGCACAGAAUACUUAGACUUGGAUUUGUGCGUACACUCAGUCAUAUCUGAUAAGAGCUGUAAGAGUAUACAUAUAAGAGAAGAAGUUUCAAAUGACUUCAUUUUAGUAGUGGUUAAAGUUUAUUCUGUUGAAGUUGAAGUUUGUGUCAUUUUUCAAAAGUAAAUUUAAUUUAAUUUAAAAAGAAAAAACAUUGAAUACCUGGACAUUGAAUCACUGCAAUGGAAGUGAUUUUAUUUAUUGUGUCGCUGUUAAUAUUGUCCAAUUUAAAACAAAUUAAAGCCAAUAAUCAUGACUUAAUGAACUCGGCGAAUGAUUCAGUGCAGAUAUUGGAGUAUAUAAAAGAGCAAGAUGGAAAUUUCAUAGUUGGCAGUCAAACCGAUGUUAUUCUCAUACUUGGUAUGACUGGAAGUGGCAAAAGUACGCUCACGCAAUUUUUAACAAAUGUUGAAUUGAACUCGGUUCCGAUUGAAGGUGUACGAGGCAGUUUCCGAAUUGUCGAUCCAAAUGACAAAAUUAGUGGAUUGAACACGACCACAUCGAAAACAAUUGUGCCAGAUUUAUUUACUGACGAUGAAAAUUGUCUCGCUUACUACGAUUGUCCCGGUUUUAGCGAUUCAAGAGGUGUUGAAGUUGACUUGGCAGCUACGUUUUUGAUUCAAAAACUGUUAAAUUUUGCCAAAUCAACGAAAUUAAUUUUCACCGUUAGUUACACUGCACUUCAAGUUGCCAUUGGUGAUCGGCACGAUUUUAUGGAUUUAGUUGGAUUUGCAACGGGUCUUAUUAAGAACAUUGACAAAUAUCGAAACGCGAUUGCAUUGAUUGUGACCAAAGUGCCAAACACUUACGACUAUGAAUCUGAACCACCAAAGCUAAUCGACGAUGAAUCGGUCAUCCUUGGAAUUGCGACGUUUUUGAAUCAAACAUUGAUCGAAUUAAAAGCAAAAUUGAAUGGAACUCAGGCAGGCGAUGAACGUCAAGUAAUUGCCAAUAAAAUUCAAUUCAUUGACAUUUUGCUUGAGAAGAAAAACGGAAAAUACACACGAAUCGGGAUAUUUCGAUUGGCAUACAAGGCGGGACCAUUGAGCCAAAUGCCACUUAUACAAAAAGAGAAGCCGUAUCUUGUUGAUAUAAUUAAUAAAAAUCUACAAUAUGUACGAAAGGAAUCGGAUGAUUUUGGUAUGGUCAUAUCGGACAAAUCAAAAGUACAAGCCCACGAUUUGGUUGAAGAGACAAAGAAUCAGCUUAUCUAUGAUUUUAACAUCAUCAGUGCGGAAAUUGAGCUAUUUUUCAAGCAAAAGGAAAAACAACAUUCGCACAGCUUAAGAGAUUCAAUUGCUGCAACCGCAGCAAUUUUGAAGGAUUGGUCACAAAUCAGUUCAUUGCAGCCACUUGAAUUUCGAAACCAAUUCAUUGAUACAACUGAUGUUCUGGGCAUUUCUAUAGUGAGUAGCAAUUUUCGAAGUUUCCUUCAAUCCUUAGAACUGUUUGAAUUUCUUCAAGUGCUUACCAAACGAAAACCCAACAUUCCAAAUGAAAUCACAAAUGCCAUAGCCAAAUUGAAAGCACGUUUGGACAAUUCGCGAGCAUGGUACAGUUUUCUAAUUGAUUUACAAGAUCGUUUAUCGUCGUACAGCAUUCAACAGUCAACGAAAAUUGACGGAACCAAACUGAUGAAUCUAACGAUAAAUGUUGAAAGUUAUGAGGUUAUGGUAAAAGAGCUGGAUAUAAAAUCAGCCAUUGACUCUGUCUAUCCAAAUAAGUAUGAGACAUUUCAGGACUUAUUAGUAAACACAUUCAAACUGAAGCUAUUGCAAGCGGUUUGGAGUCAAUCGAUGCAAAAAUUUGAACAUAAGUGCAAUGGUACACAUUUGGUUGUGACGGGAUUCAACGUACUUAUCAGUGACAUCGUUCCAUUGGAUUGCUCUCGGACAGCCAAAUACAUAGAAGUGUUCGCAGCAAAUAAAGUGUUUCUCGAUGUUGACUACAAUGCAACGACUUUCAGUCAGUAUGUUGCUAUUGUAUCACCAGUGUGGGAAAUUGUGGUGAUUGCACGAAACUCAAGCAGAAUCAUUGAUUUAAGUGGUCACGAUGAAGAAGGACUUGCAACAGCAGCGCGGCCAAGUAAUGAAUUUCCACCAGGUUCUUCCGAUCGUAAAACACUCAAGUAUCCACAGAGAGGUGAACACGGAGCACCGGGAAAAUUAGGCGGUUCUGGCGGACAAUUUUUUGCACUUGGUCGAACAAUUAAUGAGCCACGCAUUCAGGUUUAUAUAAAUGGUGGCAAUGGAGGUUCGGGACAAGAUGGAGGCAGAGGACUAGAUGGAACCAAUGGACCAGAUCCACCAAAAAUAACGGAUGUAGACCAAUUGAAAAAUGACCCUAGUAUACAUCUACAUACCAGUGGUACGUCAAAUGGUCCCGGCUAUUAUUAUGAGGAUUACACAUUUCUUGGAGGUAUGGGAGUAAGAGGCACUGAUGGUGGAGAUGGCGGUUGUGGAGCACCGGGUGGCUAUAGUGGAAAAUCAUCCAUAUUUGCGUUUGAGAAUGCUCACAAUUUUGCUGAAAUAAGUGGAGAAGGUAAAAAGGGAUCAGACGGUAAAGGUGGAAUUGGUGGAAAAAAGUCAUUUAAUGGGCGUAUAAUGGACGUAAGAAUAGCUUACAACAACUUUUUAGAUGUUAUUAAAACAGAACGUAGCCGUGAAGCUUCUUAUGGUGGUUAUUAUGGAAUUCCCAACGCCCCCGGUGAAAAUGGAAUAGAUGGUGCAAAUUGUGACGUUUUCAAGCGUAAGCCUUUCGAUUUUCAAAAUCCAAUACAAACAUACAUCGAUUACAAACACUUUGUUAGAGAGUAUUUGGCAAACAAUAUCCAAGUAUCGGAAUUGGAUAUGUUCCUGGAGUAUUUGAAUGAAAAUCAAGAUCUACACGCAUCGUAUACAACGCUUGACUAUAUCGCUGAAUUUAAAAGUAUCGAAUCGCAUUACUUCAAAUUGCGAAACAGGUUAUCGUUCAAUUCAUACUACGAAUCAUUACGUGAUCGCAUGGUGAACUAUAGCCGAACGCUGAAUGGAAAAGCGGACGAUCAAAAGGUUAUCAAUUGCUUAUACACAUCUGUAUUGAGUCGACUAUUUGCCAUAAAAUCACACUCAACCAACAUUGCUGUCGUGAAUUUGCUGGAAUUUAUGAAAAUCGUCGAGACACGAAUGAUACGAUUGCAAAAGGUGAAAAAAACCGUUUACAUCAAUGAAGUACGUGACGCAUACAAAAGUGUAUUGAACGACAAAAUUGUGGCUGCAAGUGAUUUGGUCCAAAAAACUGUAAUCCCGCGAAUCAAUACUGUAAUCACGGAAACUGAUGCUCAGAUCAAAGAGUUGCUCGGCGAAAUAUUUACAAAGAAGAAAACGACCGAAACGCAAAUUAAACUAGCCGAAGAAAACAAAAAGAAAUUGGAACAGAAAAUGUUUCUUAAGACAUUGUUGGGUCCAUUGAAACUGGUCGCUUCAGGCUUAUCGUUGAUGGGGCCGCAGGGUAUGAUUGCUGGUGCCGCAAUCGGAACGGUAACAUCCGUGGCCGAUACAGUGAUUGAUAGCACGUUGGCACUUCACAAAGUGACCGUUCCCGUUGGAUUGGUAAAAGCGGAAGUGGAACGGAUAUCAAAGCAUGCGAAACACAAUUUUGAACUUCUUGACCAGCAAUUGAACGAUUUGUAUGUUAUUUUACGCACGGAAAACUGCACUGAUUUGAUACCAGUUGAACGAAAUAUGGACGCGCUAAAGGGUAAUAUCGCAAAAAUCAUGAAAAGUACGGAAAUUCCAAAUGCUGAUCAAAUGAAGCAAAUUAAAAAAAGCCGUGACGAGUUAGUCAAACUAAUUGAAAAUACGAUGAAAUUUUUGGAAGAUCGCAAACCCGAUAGCAAAAUAGCCAAACAAGCGAUUGAAAAGCUGGGCUACAUGAAGAACGUUCUGAAAGUUGGCGAGGUUGGAAUUGAAAUAUACGGUCAAAUUCGUGACGAUCAGAAUAAAAUCAAAGAAGUCGACGCAACGCUCAACGAACUCAACCAACAAAUGCAAGUGCUUCGACAGCAUGAACAAAACGUUUACAAUAUCAUGGUACCGCAACUCCAAAUGAUUGAUCAAUCGAUUGAUUUUGCUAUUAAGAACUCCGAGGGAAAAUCGCAUGUUGAACUGGAUAUAAGUCGAUGGUCGAUUCAAAGUACAUUGGGCGAUGUCAAAAAUCUGUUUAAUCAAAUGACCAAGGGUUUUAUGGUUAGCGCCGAUCUUGAACGAUGCAUUGAGAAAAUCAACGAAGGCAUCACGACCGUCAUUGAUGUAUACGAUCGCAUCGAUGAGUACACGGAAAAGGCUCAAUUGGCUACAUUGAUAGCAGACGUUGCGGUCGGACAGAAUGAAAUUAAAGAUUCGCAUUUGGAGGACGUCCUCAAAAUGGAAAUAAUUAUCAAGUCGAAUCUCGCCAUUGAGCAGUACUUGGUUGGAAUACAGGCAAUUAAGCGGCAUAAAUUUCCAUUUGCUCAAAAUUUUCUGGACAAAUUUGACUUGCAAUCAAAUGUAAGCAUCACCGAUCCCGAAUUCAUUGAAGGUAGGAUUGCUCGAAUCAGUGAAUUGAUCCUGAAUAUCAAAGAGUCAAAAUCAGUACUUCAAGAAGGCGAUGAAUAUUUGUACAGCAAUUAUAGUUUCACCGAUAAGGAGCCAUUUUACACUUGGCAUUCGGUCGAUUACAAAGAUGAUUUUGUGAAUCUUCUAAAUGGUGAUGAAGUUACAUUUAACGCCGAUAUUUGGGACGGUUUGAAAAUGAGCGCCAUCAAAUUCAACAAUAUUUGGAUAAAACUGACACUCAAGAAUCAGAGUGAACAAAGUGUGUUUGACAGUGAGAUUAGCCGCUUCAAGAUCACAUUGGAAAUGAUCGGCAAUUGUUACUAUCGUUGCUACAAGCGAAUUUACUACAUUUCACCCGAAAAACCAGUUAAAAUCUCGUUUUCACUGGAGAGGGGACAACCAACCAAACCGAACGACAUAAUCAGCAAAAUGAAAACGGGCGAUUAUUUCCUCAGUCCCUAUACCACAUGGAAAUUUUCGUUGGAACCAAACGACAGUAACGAUAUCAAUAAAUUUAAUAUAUUUGCAAAAUUGAAAGCUUUUGCAAAUAAAUUGAAGGAAAUCACACUAGAAGGCCACGGACAAUAUUUGGAAAAUAAGAAAAAUUUCGUCUAUCAAGUUUGUAACGAUCAAUUGGACACAUACUAUAGACUUGAUAGCAUCGAGAAUACUCCACAAAAAUUUAGAAAAAUAAUGAAUUUUUGAACUCAAUCGAGAUAAUAUCCCAAAUAACCUAUGAAAAGAAGAAAUUUUUCUUAGAACUUGAUGUUUUUUUUUAACAAUUUUAAUAUUAUUAUUUUAUUUUCAUUGAUUUUUAUUUGAAUAAGGCAAAAAGCUGGUUUCUCUUUUCUUAUGAACAUUUUGUACCUUCUACUUUCUCAUUUUACAUGCUGAUUUUGUAUGAUUUUUUAUAAAUUAACUAAAACAAAAAUGUAAAUAAAUAUUAAGAUGUACUUUGCUUAGAAAUUUAUAACGAAUAGGAUAAGACAGAAAUAAGUGAAAAAAAUGCUAACAUCAUUGAGAUUUAAUAAAAUCACAAAUCGAUCAGGUAAGUUGACGUAAUCGAUACGUCAUCAGCUUAUCAAGC